UCAAUCUUAUCCGACCCGAAAAACCAGUCUCCUUCGGUUCCUCGUCUAAAAUUUUCGUUUCUAGGGUUUUUAGAGUUUUCAAAAGCCGCGUGCUUUUCUCAGUUAGGGUUUUCGAAUCUCAAAAAAAUGGCGAAAGAACAGCUCUCGUACACCGUAGAGCAGCUCGUGGCAGUGAAUCCUUACAACCCCGACAUCCUCUCCGAUCUCGAGAACUACGUCAACGAGCAGGUUUCUUCUCAAACUUACAGCCUGGAUGCAAAUCUUUGCCUUCUUCGACUUUAUCAGUUUGAGCCAGAAAGAAUGAACAUCCAAAUUGUAGCUCGUAUCUUGAUAAAGGCUCUCAUGGCAAUGCCAGCACCAGAUUUCAGCCUAUGUCUCUUCUUAAUCCCAGAGCAAGUGCAACUGGAGGAGCAAUUCAAGACAUUGAUUGUUCUCUCACACUAUCUAGAGACUGCCAGAUUUCACCAGUUUUGGGAUGAAGCUGCAAAGAAUCGCAGCAUACUUGAUGUUGUUCCAGGUUUCGAUAAGGCAGUUCAAAAUUAUGCCAUCCAUGUCCUUUCCUUGACUUACCAGAAGGUGCCCAGGGCUGUCCUUGCAGAGGCCAUAAACAUUGAAGUUCCCUCCCUUGACAAGUUCUUGGAGUACCAAGUAGCCAACUCUGGUUGGGCCCUCGAAAGGGGACAAGGUGGCUCUCAGCUUAUCGUUCUUCCUCGCAACGAGUUCAACCACCCUGAGCUUAAGAAGAACACAGCUGACAGCAUCCCAUUGGAGCACGUCACCAGGAUCUUUCCCAUUCUCAGCUAAACUCACAUCUGCACUUCCUCGCUUCUCUAUGCGAAUUUGAUGUGUUAAAAACUGUAUAAGAAUUACUCUCUUCUUCUUUCAUUUUUGAUGGAGCUAAGAGUUUAUUGUUGCGCUUUUAAUUAUGAUGGUUAUUUUGGCAAUUAUGAGGGUUAUGGAUUGCAAUUUUCAAUU
Asparagus officinalis (garden asparagus) is the source of this 975-nucleotide messenger RNA. Its product is annotated as eukaryotic translation initiation factor 3 subunit K. Gene Ontology annotation, biological process: regulation of translational initiation. NCBI's taxonomy places the organism in Eukaryota, Viridiplantae, Streptophyta, Magnoliopsida, Asparagales, Asparagaceae. Gene Ontology annotation, molecular function: translation initiation factor activity; ribosome binding. The transcript is spliced from 8 exons. Gene Ontology annotation, cellular component: eukaryotic translation initiation factor 3 complex; cytoplasm. Bases 127 to 804 code for a protein of 225 amino acids. The record is from RefSeq and is a predicted model, not a curated record.